Sitodiplosis mosellana (orange wheat blossom midge) is the source of this 525-nucleotide messenger RNA. Its product is annotated as migration and invasion enhancer 1. Lineage: Eukaryota; Metazoa; Arthropoda; Insecta; Diptera; Cecidomyiidae. The transcript has 3 exons. The record is from RefSeq and is a predicted model, not a curated record. Bases 28 to 387 code for a protein of 119 amino acids.
CAAAAACAGCUGAUUACAUGAGUUUUUAUGUUCCUUGUAACAUUUGUUGAUUUCGACGCAGGAAAUUUUGAUAUUUUUUUCUCUCUAGUUUCAAUGGAUUCCGUUAAAGUAGACAUUGAAUAUUGUGAGAUUUGCAAUUCAAAGCAGCAAUGUGAAGAUUUGAGCAAAAUAAUUCAGCAAAUGUGUCCGAAGGUCGAAGUUGUUUGUCACACCGGCAGACGAGGUUCGUUUGAAGUGCAAAUCAACAACGAAUUGGUGCAUUCAAAACUGGCUAGCUUGGCAUUUCCUGAAUACGGCGACGUUGUAAAAAAUGUGAAGUUAGCGGCUGAAGGUAAACCGGUGUCGAAAGUGAAAGAACAACCAAUUACCGAUUGCGUUAUUCAAUAAAAAACCAACAACCACACACACACACACACCGAUCGAUCAAUGUGCGAAAGACUGAUUAGAUUAAAUUAGAACGAUAAUAUUGUAUUUAUUCACACCACUCAGACACAUACAAAAAUCUAAAUAAAAUCGUGAACAUCA